Messenger RNA from Symbiodinium natans, 1458 nucleotides. The record is from the annotation of a GenBank genome assembly. Lineage: Eukaryota; Dinophyceae; Suessiales; Symbiodiniaceae.
AUGGCGGACGGCCCGAUGAAGAUGGCAAAAGAACUACGAACAUACCUUGCGGAGGACCUCGGCCUCACUGUAAAGCCACAUAAGGCACUCACCGAGCCCCAGGUCACUUUCGCGGUGAUGUUGGGACUGAUGCGAGAGCAGGCGACAGAGUCGAGGCGCACGCCGAAGGUCCCCUGCUACUUCAUCAAUCGCUUCCCUGACCAGCUGACAGGCACUUGGGCUACAACACCUGAAGGGAGGCUGGUCCAAGUGCUGGUGGACGCUGGCGGGCCGCACAUGGACAAGCAUAAGAUGUGGCGCCUGGUCUUGUUCACCUGGCUUGGCGCGGGCGGCGUGCACGGUCAGCCGUGGCAAGAGCUGUGCGCCAUACCAGCCAUCAUGAUGUACAGCCGCAAGCUUCAGCAGAAGCAGCCCUGGGAGGUGAUGAAGUACGCCAUGAUGUGCGUGCAGCGCAGCAGCAACCGCCUGCUGUCCUUCUUCGGGAGCGACGGGCGCGACAAGGGCCUGCGCUUUAGUAGGGACUACUUCCGCAUGCUCGCCCUGUGGCACGACAGCGUGCCAACUCUGACAGCUGCUUUUGCCCAGGGUUCGGAGAGCUUCCUGCAAGCCAUGAAGAAGGUUCGCGGCUUUGGAGAGCUCACGCAGAAGGAGGUCUUCAGCUACUUGGGCGUGUCCAGCCACCCGAGCUUCCGCGCGAUGGCUGCCGAAGCCAUACCCUUCGGGCCUGGUGCGAAGCAGGGUGCUUUGGUGUUUCUCGGCGCGAAGUCCGAGCUUCUGCGCGCUGCCACGAGGCUGCGGCCGCACCUGCAGGAUUGCAUGAGGCAGCACUUCCCGCAUGUCCAUGCGGAUGUCAGCGUGACCGACAUCGAGAUCUUCUUGUGCUACGGGCUGACGUAUGCCAAGAUGGCAUGCAAGCUGCGCGCGGAGCUGGCGGGCAACAGGUUUUGCAAGAUUCCCUAUGGAGUGGCCUGUCAUCGGGCGGACAGCAUCGCUUGGACGCCGGCCGGGUGGACGACUUGGGCUGCCGGCAAAGAGCGCGCCGCCCUCCCGCACCGGCAGUUCGCGCUGGCAUCGGCGCCCCCAGCAAGAAGUCGGAAGUCUCCUGCAAGCUUGGCGCGCCACUGGAGACUGGACUCGCUGGCGAAGCACUUUGAGCAGAUCUCAGCCAAGCGAGCUCUCUCCGAGGCAGGCGUUGACAACGGUGGUGGGCCUGGCUCCAAGAAGCGUCCCGCAGCAAGCGCUGAGCUUAGAGAUCCGACAGGAUCCCGGUCUCCCUCCAGCAAUGUCGAUGGUGGCAGGAUCACCGUACAGUUCGCCCCCGGUGAGGCCCUGCCCCCCGGGUUCAUGGCCGUUCCGGCCCUCGGAGAUGUCUACCUCUUCGUCGCCGCCGUUGCCUUUGCGAUGGCAACAGCGGGCAACCUCAGUGUGGAGCACGAAUCUGUUUACAAGGUUCUCUAA